Messenger RNA from Acromyrmex echinatior (Panamanian leafcutter ant), 5924 nucleotides. It is a transcript of the gene Dap160, whose product is annotated as dynamin associated protein 160. Gene Ontology annotation, biological process: positive regulation of Rho protein signal transduction. The record is from RefSeq and is a predicted model, not a curated record. NCBI's taxonomy places the organism in Eukaryota, Metazoa, Arthropoda, Insecta, Hymenoptera, Formicidae. Gene Ontology annotation, molecular function: calcium ion binding; protein binding; guanyl-nucleotide exchange factor activity.
AUCGGCUCGGGUUUGUUCUCCCCCGAUCGACCCGAUCGCAUCGAGGUAGCUUCUUGCGACAGAUUUUCCCGUCCCUCUUUCUCCCCUACGCGGGGAGGGAAGAUCGAUUCUUUCGUCGUUCAUCGUUCAUCGGCCGCGCACGCGGAAGACGAGACGACGGGAGACGACGCGUGAUUGACAGUUGGAACGCGAGGACGGAUAGAGAGGUAGACUUGACACCCCAGAUAAAUCCCAUCAUUGCGAGGCCAUCGAGGAUCGAUCACCGUGACCUAACCUAAGCUAACCUUGAAGGCGUGAACUAUCGCCACUAAUUGCUCGAUUGCAAGAGACGCGAGGUUCUAACGUGAUACUGUCUCGAAUACCGUGCAGCAGAUAUCGCUCUCUCCAAAAUGUCCACUCCUCAGACUCCAGGUAUGGACCCCUGGAUGAUCCAGCCUAGAGAAAGAUUGAGAUAUCAAGAACAAUUCGAUUCGUUGAAACCGAUCAAUGGUAUUGUCACUGGUGAGCAGGCAAAAGGAUUUCUCCUUAGAUCUCAACUGCAGCCUGCUAUUCUUGGACAGAUAUGGGCAUUAUCAGACACAGAUGCAGAUGGCAAGAUGGACAUAAAUGAGUUCAGUAUUGCAUGCAAAUUGAUCAAUUUGAAACUGCGCGGUUUCGAAAUUCCCAAAGUACUGCCACCUGUUCUUGUACAGAGUUUGAAGUCUUUGUCAUCCGACAUUUUAGGCGACGCUAACCUGACUGGAUUGCCGAAUGGUUCUACCGCUCCAAGUAAUGUUAGCUCUCUAGUAAAUUUAAGUGGACAUCAAUCGAUAGUAUCUCAAACUGUUGCAAGCGCGAUACCCACGGCUGGAAAUACCCUUAUAGCAUUACAACAAAAUAGACAGAUUGUGGCUCCAAGCACACAUGCCACAACUCAUAUAUCGUCUAAGCCACCCGCUCGACCCGCGCCACCUUCUGUGGGAAUCGCGCCUCCUCUUAAUACCAAUAGUCCCCCGCAAAGACCUGCACCACCUACAAAUUUCGGAAAUAAUUUUACGGCAACGACAGGUGGUGGUCCGCCACCAAAACCAGCACCACCUUCGUUUCCAAAUAGUCCUACAGGAAUCUCGCCAAUGAAAGUUACAACUUCUGUCGUUGGUCCUGCAGUUGUUUCUGCGUCCCCAUCGAUACCUGCCUCUGGAAUAGGUAUCCCAUCAGUAGCACCUAUCGCCCCUUUAAACACAACUCCUGUACCAAUUGCUGCCUUUAAUAUGGCACAACCAAUGCCGACGCAACCGUUAGGCAUGGUUAAUGCAGGAAUGGUUACUUCUAUGACUGGCAUUCCUAGUAUGGUACCAUCCAUUGGAUCAAUAAAUACAGGUACUGGAGUUUCUCCAUCAGUAGCAUUACCAUUAGUAUCCACGACAGCGAACGGAACAUUGGUCAAUGGGGCAAUCACACAAACGCCAGUAUCUACGAAUACACCUUUGAGUACAACAGCACGUCCACCAAGUAUAGACAGAGUAGGCUCCGUGGAUUCACAGCACAGCCAGCAUUCCGUUGGCUCUCCACAAUCUGUAGAAUGGGCGGUGCCGCAUCAGACCAAAUUAAAAUAUACUCAGUUAUUUAAUACUUGGGACAGAACGAGAUCUGGCUUUUUGUCUGGGCCUCAAGCAAGAAAUAUCAUGGUGCAGUCGCAACUGCCACAACCUAUACUUGCUCAAAUAUGGGCUCUAGCUGAUAUGGAUUCGGAUGGACGUUUAGGUUCUGAGGAAUUUGUGCUUGCAAUGCAUCUUUGCGAUAUUGCUAAAAUCGGUGAAAACAUACCUACAACGCUUCCACCAGAACUUAUCCCGCCCACAUUUAGACGGCAACGUCAAAGCAGUUUAACGCUAUCUCAAAAUGCAACAGAAAAUAUCGAUCCAUUAGCGGGCAUGCCACAGACUUCAUUUGAAGAUAAACGUAAAGAGAACUUUGAGAAAGGUCAAGCGGAAUUAGAACGUAGGCGUAAAGCAUUAUUAGAAAUUCAGCGAAAGGAACAGGAAGAACGGGAACGCAAAGAGAGGGAGGAGGCUGAGAAACAAGAGAAAAUAAGACUAGAACAGGAGAGGCGUAGACAAGCAGAAAUCGAGAAACAAAUGCAGAGGCAAAAGGAAAUUGAACAGGAGAAAGAGGAACAACGGAAACGUGCGCAAGAACAAAAAGAGGCAGCACGCAAGGAAAUGGAGAGACAGCGACAAUUGGAAUGGGAACGACAAAAGUCACAAGAAUUGCAAGCACAAAGACAAAAAGAGCAAGAUAUUCUUCUCAAAUUAAAAGCGAAAAAUCAGACCUUGACCAUCGAACUUGGAACACUUAACGAUAAAGUGAAGGAAUUGUCACAAAAGAUUUGUGAUACUCGAGUAGGAGUAUCAGGUGUUAAAACGACUAUUGAUGGUAUGAGAUCAACGAGAGAUACGCAGUUACAAGAAAUGGCCGCGUUAAAGAAUAAACUUCGGGAACAAAAUCAAAGAUUAUUAGCAUUGAGUCAAGAGAAAGCACGUAUUGAAGCGAGAAAUAAAAUUAAUGCGGCGCAAGAUGCAGCCGGACAAGAGGCUAUUAAAAUGGCUUUUGACAAUAAACAAAUUACUCUUAAGCAGAUGAAAGAUAAAAUAAUAGAUUUACAACAGCAGAUCGAUUCCAAAAUGUCUGAUAUUGAAAAUAAUAAUACUCAACUUGAAGAUAUUAAAACACAAAUGAAAAAUUUAGUAGUGGAUUGUAAACAGCUUUAUGUUACUUUUGAUGAAAAAAAGCAAAAAGUAAUCGAACUUCGGUCAAGCAGUAAUGUCUCAGCUGCCGACUUUGCCACAUCCGCAUGGGGUGAUAGUGGUUGGGGAGAUGCACCUGCCAGCGAUACAGCUUGGCCUGUAAACGACACUGCUGCCAGCCCAGAAAAUGAAGCUGCAGUUGUAGGUGUCCGCAAAUACAGAGCUCUUUAUGAAUUUGUGGCGCGAAACCAAGACGAAAUAUCAUUUCAACCUGGUGAUAUUAUAUUAGUACCACCUGUACAAAACGCUGAACCGGGAUGGAUGGCAGGAGAAAUUCGUGGUCACACUGGCUGGUUUCCCGAAUCUUACGUGGAGCCAAUUGAUACUGGUGCAACUGAUUUGGACAACGAACGUACUUUUAUACAACAAGACAGUGUAGAGAAGAGAACGUUAGAAGGAAUAGCGGAAGUUCCCGAGAAUGUAUCUGAUGCGGGAUCAUUAGGGGGAGAAGCCCCAGUAGUGGAAGCUAUUAUACCUACUUUAGGAUUAGGUACACCUUGCGCUAUACAAGUUACAACUUUGUUUCCUUACCGACCUACUAUGGAGCAACAUCUUUCCUUUGAAAAAGGAGAAACUAUCAAUGUUUCUGAGCAACAGGACGACUGGUGGUAUGGUUCAACCAACACUGGAAAUAAUGGUUGGUUCCCCAAAUUGUAUAUAAAAGAAGUAAUCACAAGCACCAAAGACACUGCUGCUGACGGUCUUAACGAAUAUUAUGUUGCUCUUUAUCGAUAUGAUUCGACUGAAACCGGCGAUCUUAGUUUCAAUCAAGGUGAACUUAUAUUAGUUACGAAAAAAGAAGGUGAAUGGUGGACCGGUUGUAUAGGGAAUAAAAGUGGGAUCUUUCCGUCUAAUUACGUAGAAAAAUACAACGUUCCCAGUCAGGAUGUAUCUUUAUCUACUAACGUUCAGUCUACUACUGUUGCUGCAACUGAGGAAACAAAGAACGAAACUGAUAUUAUGGCGACCGUAACAGCUCAACAGGUAGAGAAAACGGCAGAGCAGCUAGAAGAUGAGAGAGCAGCUGCUGAAGAUAGAGCGGAAUUACCAGAUUUUACUGCUAUGGCCGCUCAGCAGUACUACAAGAGAGGAAGAAAACCAGAAAUUGUUCAAGUUAUUGCACCUUAUCAAGCAACAAGUUCAGAACAAUUAGACUUGCAAAGAGGACAAUUAAUAAUGAUUCGUAAAAAGACUGACAGCGGUUGGUGGGAAGGAGAGCUUCAGGCACGCGGUAAAAAGAGGCAGGUUGGUUGGUUCCCAGCAACUUAUGUUAAACCUUUAACUAGUAGCAGUAAUAGAAGUACACCUGUCUCACAUGGAUAUCAAGAUUCUCCAACGGAUCCGAAUAUUGAACGCGUUAUGGCUCUGUAUCCUUAUCAAGCACAAAAUGAAGAUGAAUUAAGUUUUGAAAAAGGUGACGUUAUAUCGGUACUUGCUAAGGAAGAGGCGUCAUGGUGGAGAGGCGAAUUGAAUGGUGUAUCCGGCGUCUUUCCGAGCAACUACGUAUCACCUAUGUCAAAUGAAUUGAUGAUCGAUACAGUGAUGUAUCAUAAUCCUAUGGAGAGAAAACGCCAGGAACAUAUCAAAGAGCUAAUCGUGACUGAACAAGCUUACAUAGAAGAUAUGAGAUUAGUACAUGAGGUAUUUGAAAAACCGUUAAUUGAAAGUUUAGUCCUAAGUGUUGACGAGAUAGAGAGGAUAUUUAUCAACUGGAGAGAUAUUAUUGCAUGUAAUGAUAAUUUCUUGAGGACUCUAAGGAUACGAAGAGAUAACAGUUAUAACGGAAUAGUUCGAAUGAUUGGCGAUAUAUUGUGUGAAAAUAUACCUAGGAUGUCAGCUUACAUAAGAUUUUGUAGCUGCCAAAUAUCUGCUGCGACAUAUCUGCAGCGUUUAACGGAGACUUCGCCAGAAUUCGUUCGAGUCGCACAGGCAUGUCAACAAGACCCGCGAACGAAGGGGAUGCCGCUAAGUUCAUUUUUAAUUAAACCGAUGCAAAGGAUAACAAAGUAUCCGCUCAUCAUUAACAAAAUUUUAGACUAUACGCCGAUAGAUCAUCCUGAUAGGCAGUAUCUGCAGGAAGCAUUAGCCAAGUCUGAGGAGUUUUGUACUCAGGUAAACGAAGGCGUUAGGGAAAAAGAAAAUAGCGACAGACUGGAAUGGCUACAAUCACACAUUAUAUGUGAUGGACUUGAAGAGCAGCUUAUUUUUAACUCGUUGACGAAUUCCUUAGGACCACGAAAACUGUUACAUUUCGGUAUACUUCAUAAGUCAAAAAGUGGUAAAGAACUCGUCGGCUUCCUCACGAAUGACUUCCUACUAUUCGUCCAAUCAAUAAAAUUCUCCUUGAACUGCCAACAAUUUUCAUUCGAACGUAACGAGCAUCAGAAAUUUAAGAUGUACAGGAAGCCGAUAUUUCUCAAUGAAUUGUCUUUGUUCGGAGAAAGCGAUGGAAACAGUAGUCUGAGCGGAAGUGACGUAGCAGACAAUUCAUCGAAAACUCUAAGAUUGAAAGAUCAAAAAAAGUCGAUAAUAUUAUUAGCACCGUCUGCCAAUGAAUGUUCACUAUGGUCGAAACGAAUUAUAGGAGCACGUAGGAGGUUUUUAGAGAAUGAGAAGAAUUGCCUGCAAAAACAACGAUCAAAACAGGCGCAAUUUGGAGCGUGCGGCAGAAUUCUUGUCACUGUACUCGAAGGUUUCAACUUGAAAGUUCCGUCCGGAAAGUGUAAUGCAUUCUGCAAAGUAUCUAUGGGCUCUCAAGAAGAAAGAACGGGUGUCGUAUCCGGAAGUGAUUGUCCUUUGUGGGAUGCGUCGAUGCAGUUCCAAGUCAAAGAUUUGUUCGAGGAUACCCUUUGCAUCACCGUGUUCGAUAAAGGGUACUAUAGUCCUGAUGAGUUCCUUGGCCGCGCUGAAAUUAGAGUGGCCGACAUAACGAGAGAUAGCAAAAAUUCUUGCGGACCAAUUCAAAAGAGAAUUAAGCUACAUGAAGUUGAAAGUGGCGAAGUCGUUCUCAAGCUUGAUCUCCGAUUGUUUGGAUAAAAUGUAUGUUACGAAAACUUCUAAUCUAAAAGUAUACGCAUUUAUAUAAAAAUUUAUAUAAGACUUGUAUGAUAAGUACGUAAUAGAAAAAAAGAAAAAAUG